GUGCCGCCACACAAUCAUCACACUGUAAUCGCCAUCUAUCGUCGACUAGUAGGAAACAAAAUACGUCAAAGCCGCAAAAGCUUGGCUGUCGCGGACAGUGAGCGAUCGCAGGGUUGAUAAUCGCGUGCGAACGAUGCGAAAUUAUGCAAAAGCAGAGAAGAACCGGGCGAGUUACGGCGGCGAGCGGUGUGCAUAGCGAGAAAUAAUCGUAAACGGUAUACCGGAAGGCGCAAUAAAAUGAUUAGUGGCAUUCAAAUUGCCCUGAAGAAUGCCAUUGACGUGAUAGCACCGCCAGCCACUCCGCUGCAAGACUUCACCUACCACUGGAAGCAGUUGAUGAACUUCUACGUGAACCACCUGACGAACUGCAAGGUCCCCAUACAGUCCACCGGUAUACCGCGUCACUUGGAAAGAUUGUUGGAGAUCCUAUUAGAGGAAGAGAAGAAUGAGAACGAGCCAGGAUCCUGUUUGGAGUACCUGUUGCAGCACAAAUUGCUGGACCUACUGGCCACUUUGGCCAGCGCUGAAACUCCUCCCGGAAUGAGAACAGUCUGUCUGUCCUUUCUGAGAAAAUUACUAGGGAGAUCCAAGUAUCCUCUGAUACAUCACACGUCCAUCUACAGUCCAGUCCAACGGUUGAUAGCCUUGUGCAAUGGGAGUCCACCCUCGCCUAUGGAGGCCGAGGAGAUCCAGUUCCUCCUCACCAUUUGCUUCCUGGUCUGCAAGUAUCCCCACGUGACCAGUCUGAUAAACGACGCUCCAUCGGUCCCGAGGCAAAGCACGGCAGCGAAUCAGAGCAUCGAACGAAUAGAAGUGGAGAAGGUCACAUACGUGCCGGACAGAAAGAAGAAUUUCAAUCCGUUGUUCGAACCGCUUGAUACUCAAGCGAUCACCCUGAUAAAUCCUAAUUUGUUCAGCUCGGAGCAUGAUAGGUGGCGGUCCCACAAAUCGUCCAGCAAAUCCGAUCCAGCCCGUGGGUCUUCUAGUCAAUCGAAUGGUUCGAUAUCUUCCAGAGGGACGGAGAACGCCUCGCAGUCUUCUAGUCCUGUGACUCCGAAGUUGAUUAGCGAUAGUAGUACCAACGUGUCGGAGCAAGUUCCUGAUCCCCAGGACGACGAGAUUUCGCACAAAUGCGAGGACGUGGCUCUGAUGAACGAAAUAGACGCGCAUCUGCAGAACCUUCAGGAUCUACGGUUGGACGUUGAGUACAGUGGAGUUUACGAGGAUGCUAGUUGCCCGGAGAACGAUCAGACUUCGCUUAGAUCGAGGAUGGCGCCAAAAUCCAAAUGCCUUCUACUAGAUGCCUUGCUGAGUUACAUAAACACAGCGGACAAUACCGUAAGGAUAAGAGCGUGCGAGGGUAUAAUGGUUCUAGCAUCCUUAGACGAUCCACCCUUCGCUCAGAUGAUAGUCAACAGUGAUCUAACGACCCUGAUAUCGAAUAGACUGGAGAAUCUCUUCAACGCGAUUCCAGCUCAUGUUGAUCCAACGGAGAUCGACGGGGUGGAUGUUACUUGGGGCCUGGAUUCGCCAGUUUGGACGAAGGAGAAGAAAUUCUCUGGCUGUAGACAGGUGGCCGCGUUUUUCAUGUGGUUCGACUACUGCAAUCAGCUGAUAAGGGAAGCGCAUCCGGACGUGGCUGAUGCGUUGGCGAAGAGUAUCAGAGUGAAUUUCUUGGAGAAGAUUGUGACACCGGCCCUGGCCGAUCAUCACGUUGUUCUUAUCACAGCGCUGAUUACCAAAUGUUUGAAGGAAUUAACCUCGACUACGUUGUGUACAGAGAUGAGUUACUGGCUUGUGGGACAAGACAGAGGCCCCGAAAUACCAAACGUAUGGACGUCACCGGUUUUGCACAGGUUGAUAGACAACUGUUUCACGGACAGCGACGAUUUAACAUUGGAAACGUUGAAACUGUUUGAGGAAAUGAUAGAGAAACGAAACGAGCAUAUAUUACACUGUCUGGUGUUGGUGUACUUAUCGACGCGAGGCUAUUACGAUAACACAGCCGCGGAUAGCGCGAUUGCGUCCUGGAGCGACGAGGAAGACGAAAGAGAAAGAGAGAAAAAGGGUUCGCUGGAUCUAUCUUACGAGCAAAGUCACAGUAGAACCCUGGCACCCAGUAAUAUUCAUAGAAUUGUAAAUUGCUUCCUGUCCCUGAUUCCGCGAUAUCUGCAAACGGACACGGACGUGAAUAAUUACGAACGAUACAUGGCCGACCUGGAGAGGCAAUAUUCUACGGUGUUAACCGACUGCUCGUUAAUGGCCUGGCCGUUGGAAGCGGUGAGCGUCGACGAUACGGCCAGUUCCGACUCUAGACCGGAAGCUGACCACUGUUCCGUACGGUUCUACGUGGGACCAUUUAUGACGAUGCUGUUCGAGAAGGUUGCCAAUAUACCGAGACAAAAGUACGAGAUCAAUCUACAGUUAACCGUGGUGAUCUCGAGGCUGUCGCUUCUGCCGCAUCCGUACCUGCAUGAAUUCUUAUUGAAUCCUUUGCUACCGCUGGCACCGGGCACAAAAAAUUUGUUCACCUGCUUGCAAAAAGUCGUCAAGCAGCUGGUGAACGAGGUACCAAAGACGCCGGAUCACAGACAGAUGCUGAAGGAGACGCGAGAACGAUUGCUCGAGGAUUGUUCUCACGAUGGAGAGAAGGAGAAUAUACUGUUCGAGAGCGUGAUCGUGACGGAGGAGUUUUGCAAAGAAUUAGCCGCGAUAGCGUACGUCAAGUACCAUCAUUCUAUGUGAUAAACCGAUAUCAAAGAGAAUAAUGUAAAUUCUAGGUGUAAUUAGAUGUAACAUUACGGCCGAGUCUUUUACUUAAAAGUCGUUCUAGAUACGCUUAAAUAGAAAAUUGGUUCUUUUUCUUUUCUUUUGUGAUGAAUAUUUGUAAGAUACCUGAAACUAUUGAUAAGUAAUAGCGAAUAUUAUAUACAUAUGUAUAUGUUAAUGUUAAUAUUUGCAAUCGACUUAUUUGCACUAUUCAAUUUGUGACUCUAAUAAAGAAAACAUUGAAAGUUA
This is a messenger RNA of Osmia bicornis bicornis, 3018 nucleotides long. Its product is annotated as FHF complex subunit HOOK interacting protein 2A-like. NCBI's taxonomy places the organism in Eukaryota, Metazoa, Arthropoda, Insecta, Hymenoptera, Megachilidae. The record is from RefSeq and is a predicted model, not a curated record. The transcript is spliced from 6 exons. Bases 238 to 2745 code for a protein of 835 amino acids.